Molecule: messenger RNA, 2483 nt
Organism: Amblyraja radiata (thorny skate)
Lineage: Eukaryota; Metazoa; Chordata; Chondrichthyes; Rajiformes; Rajidae
Gene: vezt
Product: vezatin, adherens junctions transmembrane protein
Exons: 12
Coding region: 34-2469 (811 amino acids)
Biological process (GO): cell-cell adhesion
Cellular component (GO): plasma membrane
Molecular function (GO): myosin binding
Source: RefSeq, a predicted model, not a curated record
CUCCGUCUUCACCCACUUAAAUGGCGGCCGGCGAUGGGCGAAGUGUUUGAUGAAGAGCUGGUGUUGGAGAACUCUCCUUUGUACCAAUACCUACACGAUGUGGGGCAUACAGACUUUGAAACCUGUCCAAGUUCGUCAUGGGUGGAGGAAUGCUCACCAAGUGAAUUGGAUAUCCCUGUUGUACCAAAAAGGAGCUUCUUGUCAAAGUUUGUUGAUGUUAUUCAAACAUGGAAUCCAUUCUCUGAAACUAAGAGAAGGAAAGAUUUGGAAUCUCUGGAUAUGGAUUUUCAACUGAGCGCUCUGAGCACCAUCCUGGAGCAGGAAGUGCUUUUGCAGGAGGAUAUGGAGCUGAUUGAACUGUUGGACCCCAGCAUCCUGCGCUCGACACAGGCCCAGCAACAGAGAGGUGGCCAUCAGCCAGCACGCUGCUUGUCCGGAACUCCCAGCAUUUGGGAUCUUUCCACAUUGGCUGCAUUUGCUAGUGUCUUCAUCGUGACCUCCAACCUGAAUGAUGCUUUUGCUUGGGUCGUGGUAGGAAUGUUUGGGCUCGGUCUUUAUUUGGUUUUUAGAGGCUUUGGUUUCUGGAAGAGCGCCAGGCUUCAGCAAUCCAUAAAAAAAUACAGCAAAUGUCUCUCAAAUCUGGUGACAAAUAGCCGAGCCUUCGACAGUCUUGUACGAAAAUCCCUGCGACAGAUUCAGGAGGUAGAGGUCAUUUCAAGGGGAUUCAUGCUGGUGACGGCUGCAUAUCCUGCAAGUAAACUCGGGAGUUCCCGGCAACAGCAAGGGCAGCAGCUAAUUGGCCUUAGGAAAGCAGUGUACAAUGCAGUGAAGUCCACCUAUCGAGCUUCUCGUCUGGCCACUUGCUAUCUGCUGAAGUGCUAUCCUUUGAACGCUGAGAUUGAUAAUGUGACAAACUAUCUGUGUGCAAUCCCAUUAAGUGAACUGGGGUUGGGAUUGAAUGAGGAUGCUCUGUCUGACGAAGAGGCUCAGGAACUUACUGAUGGCUACAGUCUUGGGCCGUUAAAGAUACUCUUUCAGCUGUGUGUCGGCCAAAGCUCGGAGUUCUUCAGACGCUUGAUUUUACUAUUGUCUCCAGUUCAAACUGCACACAAGUCUCGUGUUUCUCCUGGAAAUUUGGCGCAUCAGAUUGUCACAGAAGUAAUCAACAGUCUUUCUCAUAAUGUCACUGCUCGCCUUGAAGAGUUGAAGCGGAGCUAUGAACUGCACAGAUACUUGCAGCACCAACCUAACUUAAAAACCCCAAAGAGGACCAGCCAACAAUCAAGUAAGCUGAAGAAUAUUUAUGCUGUCGUUCGUAGUCUGCAGCUCCACCUUAAGGUGCUACUAACUGAGGUUAUUACUUUAGAAGAUCAUCUAGAGAAGCUCCACGAAUCCAGAGAGCAGCAAGAAAUAAUGCCUGACGUGUACCGUGAUCUAGAUCAGAAACUCAAAUUGAUCAAGCCACAUGUAGAAGCAACAAUGGGCUGUUGGGAAGAGGCAGGAAAUCUGGUGGAUAAACUAGAUAACUCUUCUAGGGGGCACAAAGGUGGACCAGGUGGACUGAACAAUAAUUUGCUUCCAGCCUCUCAAUCCUCAGAAAAAACAGUGGUGAAGAUCAAAGAUCAGGAUCCAGUCCCCGAAGAGCAGGAAUUUGAAGCUUACGUAGAAGAAUCUGACUCGGAUGGAGACUUCAGAAGCGGUUCUUAUUGCCGCUUGUCACCGGAAGAGCGAGAAAAGGAGAAGCGAGAGAGGGAGGAGUCCAGGAGAGUGCUUCAGGAACUGAAAAGUGUACUGGGAUUCAAGGCCUCUGAGUUGGAGAGGCAGAAGUGGAAGCAACUUCUUUUCAAUGACCAAGCUGCUCUGAAAGCCCUGCCAUCCGUGGAUGUGCCACUGCUGGUGGGAGAAGUGGUGGUGCCUAUAGACAUUGGAGCAAAUGACCUCCAGGGUUGUGAGGAGGACUUGCAGCAGAAAGACCUCGGUCAAUUAGACACCUCCCCUGAUGGCCAAGAAUGCUGCAGUGCUCUCGCAUUUGAAUCCACUGAUGCGCUUUCAAAUGAUACCACCUUUAGUAACGUUACCGGAAUGGGGGAUGCAGACGGCAGCUCAGCUCACUGCUCGGACCCCACAGAUAGAAAGCAAGAACAUUCCCAAUUGCCGCUUUGUGAACAGCAGCAGACGGCUGUAAGACGGAGACUCGCGGAAAGGCAUGGACCAUCCUCCCUGCACCUGACCUCUGCUCUGGCAGUACAGGCUGCUGCCCGCUCACUCACCUUUACCUGCUUUAAAGAACAAACCUUUGGAGAUGAUGAUGAUAGUGUUGAUGAUGAUGAUAGUGUUGAUGAAGAUGAUAACGUGAGCAAUGACCAGGGUGAGGAUGAAAGAGAAGAGCAGCACGAUGUCAGAAACUUUAGAAAGGGCACAACAUGUAAAGAUACUGAAAGUUUGAGCUCUGCACUGGGUAAACAAUAAAUAUAACAUAACAU